Molecule: messenger RNA, 4032 nt
Organism: Carcharodon carcharias (great white shark)
Lineage: Eukaryota; Metazoa; Chordata; Chondrichthyes; Lamniformes; Lamnidae
Gene: ppm1da
Product: protein phosphatase, Mg2+/Mn2+ dependent, 1Da
Exons: 6
Coding region: 89-1699 (536 amino acids)
Biological process (GO): protein dephosphorylation
Cellular component (GO): cytosol; nucleus
Molecular function (GO): cation binding; protein serine/threonine phosphatase activity; mitogen-activated protein kinase binding
Source: RefSeq, a predicted model, not a curated record
CCUCAGCGCGCAUGCCCAAACCGCCGGGGAGAUAAACAAUACCCGGGACACAGGCCGAGAAGAGGAAGCGGCCGGGAUCCGGCGGAGAAUGUCAGCCGACAGCCUGUUCUCGCUGCGGGUCAGUGUUCACUCGGACCAGGGCGGGAGGAAAUACAUGGAGGAUGUGACCCAGGUGGUGAUUGAGUCGGAGGCCGAGCCUGGCGAGGUGGAGAGCGAGGAGGAGGAAGCGGCAGCGGGAAGCGGCGGGGAGCAGCGGCCCCGAUCCCGGCCCCGGCCCGGGGUGGCAUUCUUCGCCGUCUUUGACGGGCACGGCGGCCGGGAAGCGGCGGUGUUCGCCCGCGACAAUCUGUGGAAAUGUAUCAAGAAGCAGCGGGGUUUCUUGUCGGAGGAUCCCGAGGAAUUCCGGGGGGCGAUCCGCAAAGGCUUCAUCGCUUGUCACUAUGCCAUGUGGAAAAAACUCCCGGAGUGGCCGAAGACAAUGACCGGACUGCCAAGCACAUCCGGUACCACGGCCAGCGUCGUCAUUAUCUGUCGCAACAAGAUGUACGUGGCCCAUGUGGGAGACUCUGGGGUGGUGCUGGGCGCACACGAUGGCUCCAGUGAAGGACGGAGUGAGAAGGACAGCGUGGUCCAGGCCUUGGAGGUGACGCAGGAUCAUAAGCCCGAGCUCCCCAAGGAGAAGGAGCGGAUCGAGGGGCUCGGAGGGAGUGUUAUCAACAAGUCCGGAGUGAACCGUGUGGUGUGGAAGAGACCGCGACUGACCCACAACGGCCCCGUGAGGCGCAGUACUGUGAUCGACCAAAUCCCUUUCCUAGCUGUGGCCAGAGCACUGGGUGAUCUGUGGAGUUACGAUUUUUACAGUGGUGAAUUUGUGGUCUCACCAGAACCGGACACGAGUGUUCACACUAUCAACUGCCGUGACCACAAGUACAUUAUCCUUGGCAGUGACGGCCUGUGGAACAUGAUCCCAGCCCAGGAUGCAGUGACCAUCUGCCACGACAAUGAGGACAGGAAACGACUACUGGAGGAGCCAGGACCGACAGGCGCCAGACUCCUGGUCACCCGUGCCCUGGGCCGGUGGCGGCAACGGAUGCUGCGUGCCGACAAUACCAGCGCUGUGGUGAUCUGCAUCGACCCACCCUCACAAGCCUGUGAGCGGCUCUGUGCUGAGGAGCUGUGGCUGAAACUGACCAACGGCUCGAUCCACCAGAUGGAGGAGUCCUGUCUCACCCCGCCAUCUCCCUGCGCCAUGCCAUCGCUCAAGGCUUCUGAUGACUUAUCUCCACACUGGUUCUGUUCCGGUUUUGUUCCUGUGCUGACGAGGAGAGAUGCACGGUGCGGGAGGAGCUCGUCACCUCCCACCGUUGUCACUGCAUUGAUGAAGCCAGGGGGCACGGCUGCCGAGAACCGGGUGGGGGAGGGGCGGAGGGCAGCCUGGGCCAACACAAGCUUCAAGAGGACAUUGGAGGAGCUGAAUGGGGCAACGCUGGUCUCGGCCUCCAAGAGACUAAAGCCCCGCCAUGGGCGCAACAGCGGGGGAGGGGCGACGGGGUCAUCAAAGUCAAUGGCAGGGAGCCCAGCGCUUGCCUCCAGGCGCAGGAACCCUGAGAAACCAGCGAUGCGCAGGAGCUUGAGGGGCCAGCGGAGACUGAGGAACCCACUGUUGCAGCAGCAUAGAAAGACUAUCUGUGUGUGCUGAUGUGGAGCGCAUCAGGGCCCCUGUUCCUUGUGGGUGGAGAGGGGUGUGAGGUGGAGGUCUUAAGGGCCCUUGAUGCCUAUUAACUAAUUAUUUUAAAAUCUGUAAAGACAAACAAAAAAAGACCCCAUCAACCCUUGAUUCUGUUGCUGUCUGUACAUUUUUAUUUUGUAAAAUAGCAAUAUUUCUGCAGCGUUUUAGCAGUUUUACUUGAUAUUUUAUUCCCCUGCACCGUACACAGACCUGCAGGAACGCGGUGUGCUCUUAUAACUCGCACCAUCCCUUACCUCCUCCUCUUGCUCUCUGUCUGAGAUCUCUUGGGAAGAUUUAAGAAACAAUAAUGUUUUGGAUAAUCGAGUGACGAGGUUAUUUCUCCCCAUCCCCUCACAUCUUGUGCUUGACUAGGUGUAAUGUCCCCUGCCUCCCCAUCCCAUUAUCCUGUGGCUGACGUAUGGGAUUCCGGCACAAACUGGAGAUGGUUUUUGUUUUAUGACCACACCGGCCGAUCCCAGGGAAAGGUUCGAUCACCGGCUUCAAAUUUCUGAAUGGUUUGGCGUGGCAGGUCGGAAUCUGCCAAUCACCAAAGCCAGCUGGACCUGGCGCCUGUGUACAAUGUGUGCAAAAUUGCUCUGGUUUCCAUGACGCUGGCACCUUUGUGCGAUGCGGUUAAUCGGUGGUUCUGGACUGGUGGUUUAGGGUAACUGUUCAGCUAAUGGGGGGGUGGAUUCCCCUUCAUUUGUGUCAUUACUGUGGAUUGCCACACUCCAAUGUUUCACUGCGAUAUUCCAGGCCCUGCUCGUCUGAUCCUGCCAAUUGGAGGUGUGGUGACAUGGCGUGGUGUAACUUGCACAUUUCGAGAUUGGGAUUGAGAAGAAAGGCAAGCAGAUUGACUCAAUUGCCGGUGUUUGAAUUCAUGUCCCUGUCCUUGCUGGCUCCUCUGUGGUUUGGUUCCACUAAUUGCUCUAUUACUUCCCCAAUGUGUGUCAUGUUACUUGGGCUUCAGCAGAGAGAUCUGGUCUCAUGGCAUUCGAUUCAGAUGUUGAGCUUAAAUCGAAAGAGCAGGGGAGAGGAUGGCUGGGGUGUGAUUAACAGUGAGACCAGGAGCCCCCAGUGAGGUGGAUUUCUUGGUGCCUAUGAGAACUGCAUCCAGCAGGUCAGCCAGUGAGCUAUGGAGUAGGAGUCCAGCUCUCGUCUUCCCAGCUCUGCCAUUGUGAGGCGCAAACGCUUCCUUUUAAUUUUUUAAAAAGCCUACAAGAAUCUGUUUUAAUCAGUCUUGUUGCCUUGUCUUGAGCCAAUUCAUAUUUUGACUGGGAAUUUCUCCAGGAGACAAAUGCACAUGCUGCAAAAAAUAAUAGUUUUAAAUUAAUUCCCCAAGACACUUGGAAACAUUUUCACUGUGUGCUAAAGGCAGAGUUUAAAUGCCAUGUAUUCCUUUUAGUGCACAGUGCUCUUUUUUUAACUAGUUUAAUGCAAGAGGGUGCUUACUGUUUUUCAACAAUCAGAGUGCUCAUCCUUUGUGACUUCUCUGCCAGAACAAUUUACAUUUAUGUUUUCAGGCGCACAAGUGGGUGUUUUGUUCUUAUCGUCCUUUGGACUUUGCCCAGGAAGCUGGGCGUGGUCCCUCUUGGCUUUGAGGUUACAGAUGUGGCAAAAAGGCUGUACCAUGAACUGCAUGACACGUUAUGAGAGGGCAUCAUGCUCUAGCUAAACUAUAUGCAGUCUGGCAUCCAGACUCUUGGUUCCGAACUGAUCGCCAUGCAGUCUUGAGUAUAUUUAAAAACCAACAUGGCUAGGAAGGGAAAAGCACUUAAACACAUGUUGAUUGGUUUGAGCUGGAGCAAAGGAGGGGGCCUUGGGGAUAUGAGGUUAAUUCCUGUCUGUGAACACCUUUUGGCUGCGCUGCAUUAGAAAUCUCCCCUCUCUGGAGGGGAAGGGGAUCAGAGCAGUGAUCCAUCUAGAUUCGGCUGUGAUCCAAUGAAUGGCACAACAAGGCCGAAGGGGUAGAAUGGCCUCCUAUUCCUAAUCCAGAGCUUUUUAAUUUUAUUUUUACAAUGCUGGGGAAACAGGGUGAGAGGGGAAAUUAAUCUUAUGUGGUGCUUCACAAACCUUGUCGCGCAACCUGUUCUCCAUUGUUGUUGAGAGGGCGUGUUACCUUUAAUCCCUUGCAUUGAUGGUGCUGCUAUAUUUACUUAUGGGAGUUUUACUAAUUUUGUAUUAAUAUAUAUAUAUGUGUGUAUAUAUAUAUAUAUAUAUAUAUUUGAAAGCUCUGUUUCCGAGUAUUAGCCUAACAUUACUCUACUGUUUUGCUAAAUAAAAUAACUGCUCUCUUAUUGGAA